Molecule: messenger RNA, 3572 nt
Organism: Coregonus clupeaformis (lake whitefish)
Lineage: Eukaryota; Metazoa; Chordata; Actinopteri; Salmoniformes; Salmonidae
Product: zinc finger protein 11-like
Exons: 9
Coding region: 331-3417 (1028 amino acids)
Biological process (GO): regulation of cytokine production; negative regulation of transcription by RNA polymerase II; regulation of immune system process
Source: RefSeq, a predicted model, not a curated record
GUGAAAACAAUUGCUUUAGGCAUAAGAUAUGUUGGACGCGGAUUUAAUAAUUCCUUGGUGAUGAACUAUCUGCUGCAUUUCCGAUGACAGGACCCGUUGUGACGCGCAGUAAUCACUUCCGGAUUGCUUGCUUGUCUUUCGUGGCUACAAGCAUGUUACUAACUCGUUUACAAUUAAAUUAGUAAAACAUUCGUAGACAAAGCAAACUUAUUGUACACAACAUUAUUUGCUACAAUGUGUCGCGUUCAGGAAGAAACCGACGCAUUAAAUCCCGUCGUCUAACGGAAUCCUCUUUUGCAACAACGGUCAGGAUUUGGCCCACGCGACAAAAUGGACUCGGAAUUUUCGCCAGCGGACAAUGCAGGUCUCCCUCUCCUCUCCCUCCGCCUCUUGGUUCCACCCCUUCAGCUUAUGUCAGCAUCCAUAUGGCAGGUGGUGCAACAGCGAGAUGCCAUGAAUUAUGCAAUGCUGGCAGAGUUUGUCUCCCUGGUGACUGAGAUGGUCCCUGAGCUGCUGAUCUAUAGGCAGAGGGCCCAACUUAUUUUGGGAUUGCGCGCAAGGCACAUUCUGGAGUUGUGUCGCGGUGAGCAUCCAGUAGAACCUCAGGUCAUCUUAACCCACCUGUACAUGAUUCAACCACUUACCCCCUACAGUAAUGAUGUAAGUGACACAGAGGUGGAGUCGUCAGAGACUCAUUUUCUGGAGCUGGUCCAGACCCUGCUUAAAGACCCUGAUGAGAGAGAGCAUUUUUUCACGGAGAUAUUCCCAGUGGAGUAUGGACAACAAUAUGACAUCGGGCUGCAGACUCUACUGUGGGAGUUCCUGUCCAGAUUGGUCCAGCUGUUACCAACUCCUGACCUUGCACAGACAAUGGCAUGGCUCGGUACUGCCCCCUCAGUCUUGGAUGAUUGUGCCCAUGUUGUAUCUCAUCCAGCGGAUCUGAAGCGUCUGCUCCAGCACCAUAAACGUCGUGGACAUUUGGAGCAACAUGUACCCCUCUGUGCCAUGGGCGACUGCAUCCUGUCCUCUCUCUCCAUCCCUCCCCACAGUAGAACGGUGAUCAGCACUGAGCAGACCACCUGUGACAACCAGUCAGAACCCUCGCAGGAGUUUGUGGAAGACACUAGCCCAGUGCUUUCGGUGGAUGACCUCCAGGUGGAAAUUGUAACUCUGACCGGUUACGCAGAGGUUGAAUUGGGUUUGUGUCAGGAGGAGGUGGAGGAGGAGGAGGAGGUGGUGAGGGAUGGGAACGAUGAUGAAGGGCAGACCAUGGAGGACAAGGAAGAAGAAACGUCCGCUGAAGAGGAGAGGGUGAUGGAGGACCAUGUAGAGGGGGGCUUGGAGAGCGACUCGCAUCUAGACGAAGCCGAGGAUGACCCAGCAUCCUCCCAACACCAAACAUCCUCUGGGCCCCACAUCUGCUCAGUCUGUGAGAAGAGCUUCAAGUUUGCCUCUGCACUAAUAGCCCAUCAGGUCAUCCAUACAGGAGAGCGCCCAUAUGUGUGCCAUCUGUGUGGCCGGUGUUUCUCCUUCAGGCAGUCUCUGGACAGGCACAAACAGACGCAUAAGGACGGGCGCGUUUACGACUGCUUGAUCUGUGGGGAGACCUUUCAGUCCUUGUCAGCCCGCACAGAGCACAAGAAGAGUCAUAUGGAGCAAGGCGCUUACCAGUGCUCACAGUGCCACAGGAAGUUCAACUGGGAGUCGGCCAUGGUGAGACACCUGAAGACUCAUACAGAGGGCUCUGGGGUCAAAACCCAGGAAUUUACAAAAAGCCUAAAGUCGGAGAAAGAGGAUAUAGGGAUUGAAGAGAUUGUAAGAGAGGUGGCUGUUGAAACCCCUGAGGAUGGAGGGAAAUCCCCUCACAAUCAACAGGAAGGAGAUGGUCAGUCUAGUCAAUCCACUUCAUCUGAGCCUGCUAUGUUGGUGCCUGGACUUCUGGACAAGGUCGUAACACUUGUCAAGGUCCGUACCAGUGGUAGGAAAACGAGACCGACCUUGAAGGUGCAGAUGGUGAACCUGCAGAAGCUCAAGGGAAAGGUUGCCACCCCAAAGAGGAGGACGGGUGGAAGCUUGAUGAACCCCCAGGGUUUCACACCAUUGCAUUUUAAGAGUGAGGAACACUCCUAUGGCUCACCAGUGGUCUCAAUAAAGGAAGGAGAUACAGGAUGGUGUGCGUUCUCAUGUCCCGAGUGCUCAUUCGUCCACUCAGAUGAGGCGUCCGUCCAGCAGCACAUUGAGACGGACCACUCGGGGGAAGGGCAGGAAGACUCUCAGUCCGCUCCGCACCAAACAGGCCAAGCUGGACACUAUGAUUGCCCAGACUGUAACAGCAGCUACAAGUUUCAGUCCUUACUGAAAUACCAUCGGCGCGUCCACACUGGCGAGCGCCCAUACGUGUGCCCUGAGUGCGGACGGCGCUUCUCCUUCAAGCAGUCACUGGAGAGGCACAAACAGACACACAAGGAUGGGUGUAAGCAUGACUGUCUGAUCUGUGGGCAGAACUUCAAGUCCUUGUCAGCAUACACAGAGCACAGGAAGAACCACAUGGAGAACGGUGUGUAUCGGUGUUCUGAAUGCGACAGGAGGUUCUCCUGGAAGUCUGCACUAGUGAGACACCUCCGGACUCACACGGCGAACGCCACCGAGGCUGAGCUGUCUUACAAAUGCACCAGGUGUGACUUGGGAUUCAGCAGUAGUACAUACCUUAACAGGCACCUGCUCACACACCAAGAGGAGAGGUUGCACGUCUGCAGCUGUGGCAAGACCUUUGCCUACAAGGCUGCUCUGACCGCGCACCAGCGCACCCACCUGAAAGAGAGGCCACACCAGUGCAAGCAGUGUGGGAAGGGUUUCCUCUACAAGGGAGGGCUGUUGAGUCACAUGAAGAUCCACUCAGAAGAAAUGCCUUUCAUGUGCUCAUUCUGUGGGAAGAGCUUCAAGAGGGAGAGGAACAUGAACAAACACGAGCGCUGCCACACCAGGGAGAACGUGUUCAGCUGCUCCCAGUGCGAUAAGACCUUUGUGUACAAGGCCACACUGACCAGGCACGAGCUAACCCACUCGGGGGAGAGACCGUUCCUGUGCGCCGACUGUGGCAAAGGGUUCUUCUCCCACGCGGAGCUUCUGAAGCAUGAGCGCUUCCACACGGGCCACAAGCCUUUCCAGUGCUCUCACUGUGGGAAGCAAUUCACCCAGUCCUGCUACCUGACCAUUCACCUGCGCUACCACACAGGGGUACGGCCUUACUCCUGCACCCAUUGUGACAAGAGCUUUCUCAGCGCCAACCGUCUAAAGAGACACCUGAGAACCCACACAGGAGAGAAACCCUACCUGUGUUCAGAGUGUGGGAAAGGGUUCAAACAGUCAUAUCACCUCAAGAUGCACCAGCAGACUCAUGCCACUAAGAUUUGCUGAGGCAUGAUUGUGUCUCUGUCCAGACUUAAGUCAAAUGAUUUGGUAGAAUGUAAUGGUGAGUCAGCUAUCCACUGUGUAGGCAACCACGAGUGUUAAAAUAUACAGUGGGGAAAAAAAGUAUUUAGUCAGCCACCAAUUGUGCAAGUUCUCCCACU